AUUGUGGACAAGAUGAAUUUAAAGCUUCAGUGCAUUCUACUGUUCCUCACUUUUUAUGUGCAAGAUGGAUUAUCGAGGCAUUAUGAAGCAAACCUUGGAGCAAAUAUUCUUUUACAGAGAGUAAGACGUCAAAGCAAACCAACAAAAGCAGUGCUGAAGGUUACAGACUACCAUGUGAGGUGUUCAGUGGUGUCCCGCUAUGCCGUCACCACAGUCCAGAGUUCAGUAUGGAACCAGCUCCACAUCACCAAGGAGGCUGCCUUUGAGGUGGACCUGCCCUCCUCUGCUUUCAUCUCCAACUUCACCAUCACCUCCAAUGGCAAGGUGUAUGUGGCGCAGGUGAAGGAAAGAGCUGCUGCCAGGAAAAUUUACGAUGCUGCUAAGAAGCAAGGAAAAACAGCCGGACUUGUUGCUACCAAAGAGAGGGAGAUCGAGAAGUUUCGUGUGGCAGUGAGUGUACCGUCAGGAGCUCGGGUCUCCUUCUCCCUGACCUACGAGGAGCUGCUGCCUCGCCGACUCGGCCGAUACGAGCUCAGUUUGGGUCUGAGGCCGGGACAGCCGGUGCAGAACCUCACACUGGACGUCAGUAUAACAGAGCGGACAGGCAUCAGUUUCAUCAAAGCCUUUCCUCUCAAGACGAGCAGACUGCUCUCCAACACUGCUCAAGGUGAUGCAGAGGCACCUGCCUCUACUCACGUACAGCAGAGCACCUGCUGUGCUCGGGUUCGCUACAGUCCCACUCUGCAACAGCAGAACAGCAUCUCCUCCAAAGGGCUCAAUGCAGAUUUCAUCAUCCAGUAUGAUGUGGAGCUCAGAGACCUCAUGGGUGAAGUCCAGGUGUAUGACGGCUACUUUGUGCAUUACUUUGCACCCAGAGGGCUUCCUGUGGUUCCCAAGGAUGUGAUAUUUGUCAUUGAUGUCAGUGGCUCAAUGAUAGGCACCAAGAUAAAACAGACCAAGCAGGCCAUGGGAACAAUUCUUGAGGACCUCAGGGAAGGAGACCACUUCAAUAUCAUCACCUUCUCAGACAAAGUUCACACUUGGAAGAAAGGACGAACAGUUCGGGCGACUCGGCAGAAUGUACGAGAUGCGAAAGACUUUGUGAAGAGAAUAAUUGCAGAAGGAUGGACAAACAUCAACGCAGCUCUGCUUUCAGCCGCCCAGCUCGUCAACCCUCCAUCCUCGGCCUCUUCCAACCCCCUCUCAUCCCGCCGUGUCCCUCUGGUUAUUUUCCUCACUGAUGGGGAGGCGACCAUCGGAGUGACAGCUGGCGACACCAUACUGAGCAACGCCAAGAAAGCUCUGGGUUCCUCUUCUCUGUUCGGCCUCGCUUUUGGAGACGAUGCAGAUUUCCUCCUGCUGAAACGCCUGGCUCUGGAUAACCGAGGCGUUGCCAGGAUGGUGUAUGAGGAUGCGGACGCGGCCUUGCAGCUGAAGGGCUUUUAUGAUGAAGUGGCCAGCCCCUUGCUGUCGGACAUCCAGCUGUCAUACCUGGAUGAUCAGGCGUUUGACAUCACCCGCUCCCUGUUCCCAAACUACUUCCAGGGCUCGGAGUUGGUGGUGGCUGGGAGGGUCAAACCAGGGGUGAACGAUCUAAAGGUGUCACUGUCCGCCACUGAUUCAAAGCAACAUGUCAAGCUGGAGAAUGAUGUGUUGGUUUCCCAUGCAAAGGGGAACGACAGUGCAGAUUCACUAGACUGCUCAGUAGGUACAGAUGGGAUCUCCAGCUUUGUGCACCGUCUCUGGGCGUAUUUCACAAUCAAAGAGCUGCUGCUGGCCAAACUGAAUGCUACCGACCCCGCAACUCAAAGGUUACUGGCAGAGAAAGCCACCAAUCUAUCCCUCAAAUAUAACUUUGUAACACCAGUCACAUCUUUAGUUGUAGUUAAGCCAGAUGCAGAUGAAGCAGCUCAAACUCCAACUACCGCAAAACCCACCACUGCUGCCACAACAACCACGACAGUAACGACCACUGCAACAACUAAAAUAUCUGCUGCUGCUGCUGCUGUAAAGAAGCCCAGCUCACCUUCUAACCCAAAGCCUAACAAAACAAAGCCAGACCCUCCACAGCCACCUCCAAAGCAAAUUAAAAAAGUCACAUCCCCAACGACCACAGCAAAAGCAGCAACUUCAUCAUCAAAGAAAACCACCACAACCUCAAAUCCCAGCUCGGUAAAAACUCCUCCAGCUCCGUUCUCUGGUAAAAAACCCACUCCCUCCCUAAAUGAAUCCAAAACUGCCUCUCCUCCUCCUCCUUCGCCUCCUCCUGCUGCUGGUAAGAUACCCACCUCUCUGCUUAAUGUCCUUAAAACAGCACCACCCCCUGCACCUGGAAAAGUCUCCACCCCACAGCCCAAUGCCUUGAAAACAACCACUCCCUCAACAAUGUUCACCACCAGCACCACACCUCCUCUCAGUUCAGCCAGAACCGACCCUGCACCCGUGCCCGGGAGACCCCUUACCCCACAGCCCAGCACAGAGAGGACAGCCCUGCCUUCUGUCAGAGUGACCACGCCCUCCACAGAGGCAGAAAACGGCACCACAUCUGCUCCAGAUGCUCAUGAAAUCACAACCGCUGCGCCCGAGCUGUCGUCUCUGCUCACCUCUCCCACCCCGGCGCCGGCUCCGUCUCUAAACGACACAGACAUGAACAUCGCCACCUUUGUGUCGGCCACCUUUGCUCCCAUGCCUGGUGUGACAGAUGGGCCUCGACUGUGGGAAGCAGCAGGCCUUCUGGAUGUCUCUACUUUCAUCCAGAGGAAAGAUAUCGACCUGGUGAAAGAUUAUGAUGCAACUUAUGACUACGACUACGAUCUCAGCUAUGACGCCUGGGAUGAUACUGUGGACACGGGUUCAUUUGAUGGUGCUUCAUCCAGAUUGAGCACCAUCCGGGUCUUCUCCUCAUCAGUUGAUGGAGAUCCUCAUUUUGUGGUCCAGCUGCCAAAGCUGCAUCAGAACCUGUGUUUCACAGUCGAUGGCCGAGCUAAUGAUGUCCUCAGACUGUUAGAGGACCCAGAGAGAGGAAUCAUUGUUGAUGGCCACCUAAUGGGAGCUCCCUCCAAACACGGUGCAGAGGACCGACCCCGAACUUACUUCGACCGGCUCACCAUUUCCUCAGCCACAGGCGGCUCUGGUGACAUCAUGAUCACACUCUCACUGGACGCUGUAGUGGUGGAAGGAGAAGGGCGGGACGAUCUUCCCAUCAAUCAGAUGGGGGCGGUGACGAGGCAGGGCGUGACGGUCGCUGUGGACAACCACCGCAGCUGCUGGAUCGAGCUGGCCAAAGACGUGCGCUUCCUGGUUCUGUUCCACCACUAUAAACACCCCAGCUACCUGCAGAUGGCUCACCUGGGUUUUUACAUCACAGAUGGACGAGGGUUAUCUGCUUCAACCCAAGGCCUGCUGGGCCAGUUCCAGCACGCUGAUAUGAGUGUAACGGCGGGGACGGACUAUCUGGAUGGAGGAGCUCACAAUGAGGCGAUUUCAGCCAGGGGGGUCCUGAGGUGGGGAUCAGAGCACAUGGCGGUCACCUUGCAGGACAAGACGCUGAAAGACACAGUGCGGAAACGCCACAUAGGCAAGUGCUGGGUGGUGCCCAAGGCAGAGAUAGAGAGACUACUGGGUCAUCCAUACGAGAGCUACGUGGUGGAUCGUGUGUAAUUCUAGCCGGGUCUGCUCCGCCUUGUUGCCUCUCCGCUGCUGCACGGCUCGGCUCAGGUCACAGCAGGUAUUAUGGCUUGGUUACUGGACAAAGGAUGAGCAAAGAACUGGGACUCUGUGAGGUUAAAAUGACACGUUGUCACACAUUGUCUGCUGUUCUGUAUGGAGCGGCAGGUGGGGGUACAAAAGAGGAAAAGAGAGGGUGGCAGUUUAAGGGAGAGGUGUGGUUCAACAAAGAUAGUGAAGGACUGAACGAUGCAGUUGUUCUCCAUCAGUGUGUUCUGUAUCUACUGACAGAGACAUGAUGUUCUCCUGUCGCAUGGCAACCGCAAAAUGUCCAUGUGUGCCACAGCUCCAAAAUGUCUUUCACACCAACUCUACUCACGACUUUGAAGAUCAGAUUAUUCUUAUAUUGUAUCGUGGAAUGAUUAUUAGGCAAAGCCAGAUUCUUGUAAUUAUUAAAAAAAAUCUGUAAGUUGUAUUUUUCUAGUACAAGUGUAUAUAAAAUAUUAUUUUAUGUAUGUGUAGAUAAUCUUCCCACGCAACUCAUCACAAAACAGAGAAAUCAGGGCCUUUCCAGGUUUGCCAUGUGCUUUUUAUUUUUCUAUCAUUUCAUUCAUAGUUUAAUUCAUUUUAUUUGUUACACAAGACAUUAGGCAUUGCUCACGUACUAGUGAUCAAACAAGGACAGUAAGUUUUCUACUACUCAGCCUCAACUAUUUCUUUUGUCAAUUUUCAAAGGGAUAUUGUCAAUAGUGGUUUCCAAAAAGGCCGAAACUG
Messenger RNA from Centropristis striata (black sea bass), 4440 nucleotides. It is a transcript of the gene itih6, whose product is annotated as inter-alpha-trypsin inhibitor heavy chain family member 6. Gene Ontology annotation, molecular function: serine-type endopeptidase inhibitor activity. The record is from RefSeq and is a predicted model, not a curated record. Lineage: Eukaryota; Metazoa; Chordata; Actinopteri; Perciformes; Serranidae. The transcript has 17 exons. The annotation marks the transcript as partial. Gene Ontology annotation, biological process: hyaluronan metabolic process.